Messenger RNA from Oncorhynchus masou masou (cherry salmon), 6472 nucleotides. Its product is annotated as la-related protein 4-like. The transcript has 17 exons. Gene Ontology annotation, cellular component: cytosol; cytoplasmic stress granule. The record is from RefSeq and is a predicted model, not a curated record. Gene Ontology annotation, molecular function: mRNA 3'-UTR binding. Bases 1564 to 3921 code for a protein of 785 amino acids. NCBI's taxonomy places the organism in Eukaryota, Metazoa, Chordata, Actinopteri, Salmoniformes, Salmonidae. Gene Ontology annotation, biological process: positive regulation of translation.
GCGUAUUGCUGCCUUUCUCAGUUCGGAAUGUGCAUUCCACAUUGUGACAAACGCAAAAAUAAAGGGGAAACUUAAAUUGCACCAUCUUACUCUGCGCCAAUACACUAUCCCAUUCCAAUACUUGGCCCUAAAGGAUCCUACACCAGUCCGUCGGUCUGGGAGGAUGGAACCCCUUCUCUCAACUUCCUGUAAGUCUUCUGCACUAAAAGCUCUCACAUAUCUCUGCUGCUGCAACUAUAACAUAUAUUCUGUGAUUUUCACUCCAUACGUGCAGUGCAUCACCAUGGCUGUAAACGCAAGAAAUACAAUAGGGAUGCACAAUAUAUCGGAAUCCGAUAUUAGGUAAAAAUAUGGCAUUGGUCCAAUGUCUAGUUUAACACCGAUGUGCAAAACCGAUGUCAAAGCUUAAGUGCAUACCUUUAAAUGUAGAUAAAUGACGCCACAAAAAAUACAGUGCUACACGUGCAACACAGCAUUCUUAACCUAGCUCACAAUGUCUGCUGUGUGGAUCUAUUUUGAAGUUUCAAAGGAAGAUAACAAAAAGGCCAUAUGCAAUGUUUGUGCUGCUAUUAUUUCCAGAGGAGGGGAGAAAGUGAAAACUUUAAAUAACACAAACCUGAUUACUCAUUUAUAAGUGCAUCACCCCCAGAAGUUCUGCAACUACUUAGAACAAAAGCAGAAAAAAAACUAAGCACAUACUUCCAACAACUAAAGAAGUGCAAGUCAAACAGUCAUUUGAAAGAGUAAAAAAACAUCUGUGAUUCAACUCCAAGCCAAAUCUGUUAACGCCAAGAUAAUGGAAUUCAUUGCCCUUGACAAUCAACCGUUCUCUGUUCGUGGAGGAUAUUGGCUUUCGCUAACUGGUUGAGCACCCCGAGCCCCGGUACACACUACCAAGUAGCUGCUAUUUUUCAGAUGUUGCCCUACCGGAAUUACACAGUAUUGUUAAAACGCACAUCCAUGAACUACUUUCUAUGGGCAUCACUGCUAUUAGCUUCACGACUGACAUUUGGACCAGCGAUGUCAGCCCCAUGAGCAUGCAGAGUAUGAUAGCACAGUGGGUCUAAGAGGAUUUCGUACUGAGGAAAGCUGUAUUGCAUGCUCAAGAAUGUGCUGGUUCUCAUACCGCUGCUGCCAUAUUUGAGAACAUGUUUGAAACAUGAACACAAUCCUAGCUCCGUUCGAACAAGUGGCUCGAGAAAUAAGCUCAUCAACUGGGUCUGCAGCAGAUGUGAUACCCUUUGUCAUGGCAGUGAAAAGCCUGCUCAACAAAACUGCAGAGACAGACCUUGGGGGUUAAUACUUGCAAAAGUACCCGACUGGAGGCUGUGAACAAGCGAUUCGGAGGCAUUCUCUCAGAGCCUCUUUACUGUGUCGCCACCAUGCUCGAUGCUAUGUACAAAGGCCGCUACUUCGAUACAGACAAGAAAUAGGGUUUAUGUGAAUUGUUAGACACAGCUGGACAAGAUGGAAACGGUUACAGUGACAGUGCGCACCGAGGAAGAGGACCCACGUUUCAGCUGUCUGGUCCGUGGCCUCUUCUGACAUCACUGCUUGACAUCUAUGAUGAAAUCCUGGUUGAGAAUGAAACGACUGAACAUCAUAACAGCACAGCAAGUCACCACAAAGGGAGCAGGGCUAAACCCCAAUGCCAAAGUCUGGCAGGAGAUCCCUGUGCCCCAGAGCCAAGUCCCAGAGGACAGCACGGAGGGCACCCACUGGCUAGAGACUACCCCCACUUCUGCUGAUGUCACUGAGGGUUAUUCAGAGGCUCCCCCAACUGAGGAUAAGGGAUACGGCACGGAGUACUCAGACCCGUCGGACAGUAGUGCCCGUUUACCCACAGAGGGUGUACUGAACGGCAUGGAUCCCCCUGAGCUGGGGUACCCCCUCUAUGACUCUGUGACUGAGUCAGCAGUGGAGGAACAGCAGCCCCUCCCUGAAGAGAGCCUGAGAGAGUCUCUGAAGAAACAGCUGGAGUUUUGCUUCUCAAGAGAGAAUCUGUCCAAGGAUCUGUACCUGAUGUCCCAGAUGGAUAGUGAUCACUUUGUCCCCAUCUGGACCAUCGCCAGCAUUGAGGGCAUCAAGGUCCUCACUACCGACAUGGACCUCAUCCUGGAGGUACUACGAGCCUCGCCCAUGGUACAAGUUGACGAGAUGGGGGAAAAGGUUCGGCCCAAUCACAAGCGCUGCAUCAUCAUUCUGAGGGAGGUGCCAGAGACCACACCUGUAGAGGAAGUGGAGGCUCUCUUUAAGAAUGAAAACUGUCCCAAGGUGAUGAGUGUUGAAUUUGCGGCCAACAACAACUGGUACAUCACAUUCCAGUCGGACACUGAUGCACAGCAGGCCCACAGAUAUCUAAGGGAAGAAGUGAAAACGUUUCAGGGAAAACCCAUCAUGGCUCGUAUCAAGGCCAUCAACACAUUCUUUGCGAAGAAUGGCUACCGUAGUGUACCGAACUCCAGUGUGUACAGCCAGCAGGGCCAGUCCCAGUAUAACUCAACACACCUCUACAUGCAGCAGGUAUUCAGCCCCCAGCAGCAGUACCCACUCUACCCCCUGGUGCCACCCACCUGGAACCCAUCGCCUGCCCCUUACUUCCAGACCCCGCUGGCCCCGUUCCCCAACAGUGGCUUUGUGAACGGUUUCAGCACCCCUGGGAACUACAAGACUGGCACCAGUCCCUUGGGCCUCGGACGACCGCCCUUCAACAGAAACCGUGUCCCCCUCUAUUCUAGAAAGAAUGUAAUCAAUGCAUUCAGGAACCACGCAAAGAGCCAGCCCCGGCCAUGUGACGAGACCCCUCCUCCCUCUGUUACACCCGUAUCCCCCAUGGUGGAUGGCCUGUCGGGCCCCUCCAGCGCUCUUCCUACCCGGGCGGCCGGGGCUCCCCUGGGUAGCACCCCCGAGCCUGGCCUUGUGCCCCCCACCCUCAGGGACACCCUGCCACUGGCUGCAGAGGGGAUGCCCAAUGGAGACCUGGGCAUUGCUGGCAGGGGCAGGAGAGGCAGCUACAGAGGGAUGCGGAGGAAGAGAGAGGACGAGAGAAUCACGAGGCCCAUCCCUCUGAGCGAGAUAAAGGUUCCACAGCCCAAGUUUGACCUGGCGACCUCCAACUUCCCUCCAUUGCCUGGGUGUGUGGUCAGCACGCAGGGAGAGCCCUUGCUAGAGACUCGCAUGUCUGAUGUGGUUCGAGGCCUCAAGGUGACCAGCGACAAGCCUGAUGUGAAUAAGGAGUCUGUGGCCCCUCCUGCUAGUGCCCAAAAGGAGGCUGUGAGUGCGCCCAGUCAGGUCGUGCCGGCCCACAAACCCCCCACCCCUCUGGUUGUGGAGCCCCUUGUUCCAAGUGUUGCUCAUCCAGUAAAGAAAGUGGAGAAGCCUGAGCCUCAUGUCCAAAAAGAGAUGGCUCCACCCCCCACACCACCCUCUUCUCUGCCAACCCCCUCACAGCCCGCCGCUGCAACCAAACCUACGCCCACCCACAGUCAGUCCAUCUCCACGGCAACACCAUUUCCCGCCACUAUCACACCUGCACCGGAGUCAAGGAAACUGAGCUAUGCUGAGAUGUGCAAGCGGCCAGCCACCCAGCCCCCAGCGCCAAGCACCUCCCCAAACCCUCCCACCUCCCCGGCCAGCCAACCCCUGCGUGAACUGCGGGUCAACAAGGCCGACGAGCCCGCCACCUCCUCCAGCAGCGAUGGGGAUAGGCCUGAGAAACCUGAGCGGCCUGGAGAAGGCCAGCCCCACCUUGAUCCCCUUGGCUCAUACUGUGGGGUUAAUGGCCCUGCCCGAUCCGGAGGGAUGGGCCUAAAGUACCGGGAUCAGCAGAGAGGUGCGUCCAUGAGCCGUCGCAUCUCCCCCCAGGGCUGGGCCAGACGGAGCGGGAAGGAACAGAACAUUCCCCCCCGGUCACCAAAGUAGCUUAAACAACAACCAACAGACUAACAGAAAAACAAACACAAAUCUAUAUACGUGUGUGUGUAUAUAUAUGUAAAGAGAUAAAUAUAUAUAUAUAUGUUAUUGGAUGAAAGAACACAUUUGCGUUCUUCAUCUUAAAGACCCCCCUGAAGCUCGGUCGGACAUCCGCUGACCUUUGUUUAAGAAAGACUGCAAGCGGUAAUCAUUUUAACAGGGGGCCGACACGAGUGUUACAAAUCAUAAACUGAAGGACUUGUUUGAAAGAAUAGCGAGAGAUGCUUACAUGCUGCCUCACCUUGGUUAGCUUGAAGGCUGUGUCCUCCACUGCUAAAUCUAUGUUCAUUUGGUUUCUGUCAGUGGGGGAUGGGGGACAAAUAUACAGUAAUGCCUUGUAUCACCAGAAUACUGGUAGUUGCAAAGGGGAAAAAAGAAAAGAGCUGUUAGCAAAUCUAGUCAUUAUGCGACACAGCAAAAGAUGUGGACAUCCACCAAUAUGACAUUGUUAUGAGUUGAUACAUAUGAAGCAAUUUGUUGAAGGGGUUGGCAAGUGAUUAUUUUGGCGAAGGGCUAAGGAUAGUUCAUAAAAUGUGUUUUUAUGUAGGUUGGAAGCGAGAGGGCCACAUGGUUUUAGAGAAGUGCCUGUUUUGAACUGUUCUGAGAGAUGGAGUGAGUUGGGAAGCCUGUCAAGCUGCACUUUCUUUUAGGUGAAGAAACAGUCUUGGAUGCCUGUCAGCUAAGAGUCUGGAAUUAUUUUGUGUUCAGAAUCAAUGGGAAAAUAUGAAUUUAUUAGAAUCAAUGAUUUUAUUUUCACGGUUGCUGGAAACUUUUGGUAUACCCUUGCUUGAGUAGGACAUUAAAACCUUUACGAUAAUGGUGAUAGGAUACCGUGCAAAUGUGGGGAAAAGUUUGGAUAGUCAGGCUGUCGGUCACUGAAUUGUUAUAUUUUCCACUCCAUUUCCUAUUACUUUGAAACAUAUGGUUAAAUGUUUGAGGUGUUGGUCCCAACUGUCUGCCAAUCCUGUUUAGUUAAAAUAUGCUUUGGUUGGUUAAUGACGAUUGCGCAAGGUACUCUCCGAAGUUUUCCUAUACGAACUGCUUGCUUUUGUUUUUUUUAAGUGGUUUAAGUAAAAAAAAAAAAAAGGUUUUAAGUGGUUUGCUACAGUGUGUUAUGAACAUGACCCACCAAUCCAUUGGUUGGGAUUUGAGUGGAUCAGGAAGUGUUGUCAUGGGUAACAGCUCAUGAGAAAGGGAGGAGUCUUCCCUUAGUGAAGUUAUUUGGGAGUUGAGGCAGUCAGCACUCGCAUUGUAGACACCUGACACGUUCACAGUUAUCAUGGAUUUGACCAUUUUAUACGUAGCCUUUUUAAAGGGGCAGUCUGCAGUUGCUACAUUCAUUAUUGGACCUAUUAUUAAUUUAUGUACCAAUUUUGAUUCUUCAAGUAUCAAAGCUUUGUUCCACUGUCCUACCCCAUCAGAACCCAAAAUAUAAGCCUGUUUUACUCCAAUGUUUGUAAAGAAAGUAAAUGCAGACUAAAUCUAUAUAGCCUCAAAACAUGGUUAAAACUGUCAUUUUUAUGCAUCCAUAGCUCAGUCUAUGAAUUUGAGCUGUUACAUUUCUCCAACCCCAUCCCUCAGCUUUUCACUGUAACACGGUAGGGAGAACGCUUUGUUUCAACUGCUGAUUGUCAUUUUAAGAAGAGUAGUUUUAAUUAUUUGUGUCUUGCAUAAAAGUUUAACCUGUUGUAUUAAUAUGUACAAUUAAUUGUACCUAUGUGGUCAAAUGCAGGAUACCGGCGUUAACAUAUACCUUCCUAUUUAUGUCUUGAUGGAACAGGUGGUCUUUAUCAUCAAAUAGAAACCUUUCCACCCCAGAUAUCUGGCCAUUUCAACAUGCCAUCAUAUCUGUGCAACAUGUUCCAGAGUAGUCUGCCAUGCAUUUUGGUAGCUCUUGUAUCAUGUGGAAUAGGUUAGAUGGUAUUUUAUAGACUAGUAAUGGGAUCCCAAGCAUGAAACUAGUCUUUGGUACUAUGUAUUCGAGCUUGCUCAUUUUAAAAUGGCCUGAAUUCAAGUAAACGUACUCAGUUCUCAUUCUCUUAUUUGUUGGCAUCAGGAAUUAAUCUAUAAAGGAGCUUACUGGUUUAGAGCAGCGAUCACUGGAAUUUUACGUUUUUUUAAUGCAAAUAAACUUUAAAAAAAAAACUUUUUUAAAAAUAAAUUUGUCAGGAAAGUUCUUCCCCAGCAAGAGUCCGGUUAGUGUUCUGACUUCUCAAUUUGAGUUGAUAACAUGCAGUACCGAACCUGUCCUAGUAUGAGAUUAGGUGUGGCCAGUGGAGACUUCCAGGUGUGGUGAUAACAUGCAGUACCGAACCUGUCCCAGUAUGAGAUUAGGUGUGGCCAGUGGAGACUUCCAGGUGUGUUGAUAACAUGCAGUACCGAACCUGUCCCAGUAUGAGAUUAGGGGUGGCCAGUGGAGACUUCCAGGUGUGGUGAUAACAUGCAGUACCAAACCUGUCCCAGUAUGAGAUUAGGGGUGGCCAGUGGAGACUUCCAGGUG